UUUACGUCCUGUUAAAAAAAAAAAAAAACCCUCCGAAACCCCAAAGCUCCAACAUGUAUUUACUAAAUUGAACAUGUAAAAGUAAAAGCAUCCCUCCGGAAUUUAUACCGCGACCAAAGGACGCGUUAAAAGCAACUUUAAUCUCGUAAGCUCCAUCCGUCGGUUGUUAUUAAGCCGUAAUGGCUGCCACCCCUCCCGGACAAGGCUUCCCGAACAAGACUCGUGUGGCCAUCUUGGCAGAGCUGGACAAGGAGAAGAGGCGGCUGAUGCAGAGCCAGUCCAUGAACAACCCCGGAGCCAACAUCCCCAUGUCGGCCCGGAGCAGCCUGAAGGAGGCAAGGGACAGCGCGGAGCAGCAGCACAUCGCCGCCCAGCAGAAGGCCGCCCUGCAGCACGCCCACAUCCACUCCUCCGGCUUCUUCAUCACCCAGGACUCCUCGUUCGGGAAUCUCAUCCUCCCGGUGCUCCCCAGGCUGGAGCCCGACCUCUGACUCCUCAUCCUUCCGGUGCUCCCCAGGCUGGAGCCCGAUCUCUGACUCCUCAUCCUCCCGGUGCUCCCCAGGCUGGAGCCCGACCUCUGACUCAUCAUCCUCCCGGUGCUCCCCAGGCUGGAGCCCGAUCUCUGACUCCUCAUCCUGCCUGUGCUCCCCAGACUGGAACCUGACAUCUGACUCCCCAUGCUCCCAAACUCUGACUCCUCAUCCUCCCGGUGCUCCCCAGGCUGGAGCUCGACCUCUGACUCCUCAUCCUCCCGACCUCUGACUCCUCAUCCUCCCGGUGUUUCCCAGGCUGGAGCCCUAUCUCUGACUCCUCAUCCUCCCGGUGCUCCCCAGGCUGGAGCCUGACCUCUGACUCCUCAUACUCCUGGUGCAUCCCAGGCUGGAGCCCGACCUCUGACUCCUCAUCCUCCUGACCUCUGACUCCUCAUCCUCCCAGUGCUCCCCAGGCUGGAGCCCGACCUCUGACUCCUCAUCCUGCCUGUGCUCCCCAGACUGGAACCUGACAUCUGACUCCCCAUGCUCCCAAACUCUGACUCCUCAUCCUCCCGGUGCUCGACAGGCUGGAGCUCG
Cyprinodon tularosa is the source of this 1070-nucleotide messenger RNA. RefSeq names its product SOSS complex subunit C-like. Bases 180 to 491 code for a protein of 103 amino acids. NCBI's taxonomy places the organism in Eukaryota, Metazoa, Chordata, Actinopteri, Cyprinodontiformes, Cyprinodontidae. Gene Ontology annotation, cellular component: nucleoplasm; SOSS complex; nucleus. The record is from RefSeq and is a predicted model, not a curated record. Gene Ontology annotation, biological process: DNA repair. The transcript has a single exon.